UACGCGUCGUACAAAGCGAUCGAAUCCGCGUCCAAGUCUGACGACACGCAGUGGCUCACGUACUGGGUCGUGUACGCGUUUCUCCUCAUCGGCGAAUCCCUCAGCGAGUACAUGCUCGUGUGGAUCCCCGGGUAUCGGUACGUCAAGUGCGCGCUCAUCUUCUGGCUCGCGUCCCCGCGGUUCAAAGGCGCCGCGGUGCUGUACGACAAGGUCGUGAAGGAUGCUCUGAAAAAG
Micromonas pusilla CCMP1545 is the source of this 234-nucleotide messenger RNA. RefSeq lists its product as uncharacterized. The record is from RefSeq and is a predicted model, not a curated record. The annotation marks the transcript as partial. The transcript has a single exon. Lineage: Eukaryota; Viridiplantae; Chlorophyta; Mamiellophyceae; Mamiellales; Mamiellaceae.